Messenger RNA from Aspergillus niger, 417 nucleotides. RefSeq lists its product as hypothetical. The transcript has 5 exons. NCBI's taxonomy places the organism in Eukaryota, Fungi, Ascomycota, Eurotiomycetes, Eurotiales, Aspergillaceae. The coding region runs from base 1 to 417 and encodes 138 amino acids. The record is from RefSeq and is a predicted model, not a curated record.
AUGAUGAGCAAAUGGGUGUUAUCUGGGAAGUGCCCGAAGUACCAUGUGGCUCGGGGUGGUUUUAUAGGGUACCGAAAUGCUGGAGCAUACGAAGGGACGAAUGAUAGGCGCGCAAGCGUAAGCAAUGCUCCGGGCGUCAGUGAAUGGAUCCACCCCAGGAUCAUGGUCACUAAGCGCAAACGAGCGGGCCAUGAUGCAUCGCUGGGAAUGACCAAAGUAAAUAACAAUGCGGCCCUCUGGAAGAGGAAAGGGGAUGAUGAAAGUUACACUGCAGAAGAAGGGAAGGAAUGGAAUGCAGAAACUGAUCGGGGAAUCCAGAUAUUGGGGAUACAGGUGGUGCUGAACAGAAGUUAUUCAUCCCCCGGUGGAUCCUCUGCCGAUCCUCUGCAUGCCCGUGAAUCAUACACUGCGUUCUAG